UUUUUUUUUUAAUAUUUUGGUGAAAAUAAAAAAAAAACGAAAAAACAAUACGGAAACACGCUACAAAGUCGCAGAAUUAAUUUUUCAUUAACCCUUUGUGCUCGUUGUUAAAACACUUGUAAAAAUUACGAAUUUUACGUAACGUGAUGUAAUACGUAAUCGUUUCAUAUUAUCAUCCAUUCGUUAAAUGUUUUCAAUUGCGUAUAUGAUAAUUUCAAUAUCAUCACCAUAAUGGAGGGAAUAUCGGCGUGCGAACGAUUUUUCCCCAUUCAAGACAUUUCGGAAGUUGUGCAGUUGUUCAAAUACGAACUGGAAAACACCAAAGAACCAGACUUAGCGUUAUUAUCAAUCGUUGUUGGUAGUAUAGAAAAUCUAUUGACGUGCAAUAGAACAACUGUCGCACCAAAUGAAAGUGAUGUCUUCGGUAACCCGAAAUUACCAGUAAUCGAGUAUAAAAUCGUAGACGCGUUAUACAAGAAAUUCCAGUCUACCAUCAAAGGAUAUGUCGACAUGUCGGUGUUUGGAAAUAUUAAAUAUGCUACCAGGGAACUCGUGAAACGAGUAUCAGACGUGAUAUGGAACUCUCUAACUCGAAGUUAUUACAAAGAUCGAGCUCAUUUGCAGAGUUUAUACAGUUAUUUGACAGGAAGCAAAUUGGAUUGUUUCGGUGUAGCAUUUGCUGUUGUGGCUGGUUGUCAAGUAUUGGGGUUCAGUGAUGUACAUUUAGCUCUCUCUGAAGAUCACGCUUGGGUUAUAUUCGGCGAAGACUCGACUGAGACUGCAGAAGUUACCUGGCAUGGUAAAGGUAACGAAGAUAAAAGAGGACAAUCAGUGGAUGCUGGCGUUGCUUCAAAGUGCUGGCUUUAUUUGAACGGUUGCCCAGUCAGGUGUAACAGAUACAUGGAGGUUGCCGCUCUAGUAUCAGCUAUUAAUCCCAGUUUGAACGUAAACAGCGACGCUAUUGAGGUGGCAUUGUUGCAACAAGAGUUGUUAUGGUUGUUGUACGAUAUGGGUCAUCUUUCCAAGUACCCAAUGGCGAUCGGCAAUUUAGGUGAUCUUGAGGAAAUAAAUCCUUCACCAGGUAGACCAGCUUGCUCUUCGCUGUUUCAAGAGGCUAUUUUAGCUGCUCGUUUGUAUUAUAAGAAUAUGCACGUUUAUCCGUAUACGUACCAAGGAGGAUACUUCUACAGACAUAAUAUGUACAAAGAAGCUUUCGAAAGCUGGGCCAAUGCUAGUGAUGUUCUGAAACAGUACAACUACACUCGAGACGACGAAGAAAUCUACAAAGAAGUGAUGGAAAUAGCCAACGAACUAAUUCCGCACAUAAUGAAAGUAGUGAGCGGUCUGAGCGCUAAAUCUAUCCUCAAAGAUCCCGAAUGUUUCGCGCACCUGUUACGCUUUUACGACGGUAUCUGCCAAUGGGAAGAAGGCAGUCAAACACCAGUACUGCAUAUCGGCUGGGCGAAGCCAUUAGUCAAUACUAUCUCGAAAUUCGACGCACAAGUCCGAGGCCAAGUAACCAUACUAGAGCAAGACUUCAUCAGUGAAACUGGUGACGAGAAUUGUAACAAUGUUAACCCAAGCAAGAACGAAGAACGCCUGGAGAAGGAGAAUGGCAAAUCGAACUUUGUUAGCGAUACGAUUACCAGCGAGAAUUCGAAAAAUGAACUCGAUUCGGCCAACUUGCAUCCAGGUAUUAAGGAGUUAACGGCUGCUUGCGGAGAAAAACUGCUUAAUCGAGAUUUCCUCAUACAAGGCGGUGGCGAACCUUUUGUCGGUGAUUCGGAUGUGAUCAAGGUAUGCCCACCUUUGGCUGGUGAAAACGAUAACGAUGUUUUCGAAAGCGUCGUCAUUACACAGACUCAUCAACCUAGAAUCAUACUAACCAGUGAGAAAAUGAGAGGAUUGAAGAAUCUUCUUUUGGGUGAAAAAUUGAAUACGCAUGCUAUAUCUUUGCAAUUGACUGCUCAGUCUCAGGUACAAGUUGGUAGUAAGAAGUCGAUGUUCAGAGAGUCUUCGGAAUCCGGUAUAAACGUACGCUCUAAAAGAUCUCGACGAGAAUAAACAUGAUUUUACUUCAUUUCAAGACUUACCAGUCUCUAAACAUUACCUGAUUUUCCUUUUCGUUUCUUUCUUUCUUUUUUUUUUCAUUUUUUAAUGUAAGUGAAUCAAAAUUAUUUAUUUAGGACUUAGGUGCACAUGCGCUCGUAAAUUUAUGUAUGUUUGUUUUUUAGCUGAAUUUUCUGUCGUGUCUGCGUGGAAAAAAGUGAGGUUUAGGUCAUCUAUUUUCAUAAAAAUUGACUAAAUUGUUUUAAAAAGUGAUGAAAAAUUUAAAAAUUUUAGAAAAUGAUUCGAAUAAUUAUCUGAAGUGUUCAUUACUGAGAUACAAAAACUUUUUUUUAAAGUACUCAAAAAUCAUUUCAGAAUUUGAGAACAUUUAAUUAAUGAAAAAAAAUUUUUAAUUGGCAAAAAUGAUUUUAAAAUUGGUUAAUUUUUAAAAAAAAUAUUUUCAGCGAUUAGUUUUUAAUUUUUUUGACUUGAUUUGAAUAUUCCAAAAUUUUAUAAAAAGUGCUUUGAAAAUUCACAAAAAUGAUUUCAAAAUUGUAUCAAAUCAUUUGAAUAACUUUGAAAAAUUAUUUUGAAAUUUUUCAAUGCUUCAUGAAAACAAUUUAAAAAUAUCACAAAAACACUUAUUUCAAAAAUUUGUAAAAAUCAUUUCAAAAUUUUGUAAAAAUUACUCGAAUAUUCACAAUCAAAAAUUAUUUCAAAAAUUUGAAAUGGUUUGAAUAAUCACGAAAACUAUUUUGAAAAUUCACUGUCAAAAAUUUGUUCAAAAAUACUUUCGAGGCCCCCCCCCUCCCCUCCAAAUUGCUUUAAACAUUUUUAACGUUUUAAAUACUCAUUCACAAUAAUAAUAAUGUUUUUUAAAUCUUCGAUAAUUAUUUUAAAAUUGUUUCAAAUAAUCACGACACUUUUUUCCAUGCUUUGCAAAUAUUUUGAAAAAAAAAAAGAAAAACAAGAUAUGUAAUUUUGAAUUUAAUGGUCAGAAUUACUUCGAUAAUUUGAAAUAAUUUACCUGCUCCGCAGCGACAAUGUAUUGAAAAUUCAGCUAAAAAUUUUCGUAACUCACAAAACUCUGGAAAGCAGAAUUUUUUCCAAUGUACCAAUCGAUAACCAUAUCAUUAAAAUGAACAUACGAUCGCCUUUUCAAAAAAAAUAGAUCAUCAUUGCGAAAAAUACAUUCUGUUUGAACGUAUUACAUGUUCUUAGAAAGAUGAAAGACAAUGAUUCAUUGAGACGGUAAACGGUUCUAAUUAAUGAGCGUACUAAUAGUAAGUGUUUUUUUUCCCUUCGUUUUAAAUGUAAUUCAAAGACGAACGGCUCUGUUGUUGGAAACAUUCCAGGAUUUUGUUGUUAUUGUUGUUGUUUUUUCGUCAACUUUCAAAUGUGUCGGCAAUUAAAAAUACCACGUUAGAAAAAAGUCGCUCUUUGAUCAUACAACGUGUAAUUAAUAAAAUUUAAUAAUGGUAAAAGUUAAAGCGAUCGUACGUAUUUUAAAUUGCACGUGUAGUAUACUUUUUGACAAAACUAUUCGCAACUUGAUUGAAUUAACCAACCCCAACGGUGAUUAAAACAUAAGUUCUCAACAAUGAUACCGAUGUCGUUGACAAUUAACAAAAUUUAGUCGCAUUUGUGCCAUUAAUUUUUCGCGUUGCCUUUUAACUUUGCAAUCUUUACCAUUUUAUACCUUGGAAAAAAAAUGUGAUCGAUGAAUGUACACGAACCACAUUGAAUUUGUCGACGAAAUCCAUACAAUGUGAUAAAUUUAAAAUGAAAAAAAAAAAUACGGCAUUGUGUAUUAGUGAUUGUUAAAGUUAAACUAUUCAAUGUUCUAGUUCCUCUUAUUGUUAUUAUAAUUUGUUUUUAACUUUUAGCAUAUCUUUCCUCAGAGAAUUUAGCUAUAGAAUAGAUGCAUAAUAUUAUACUAUUAAAAAAAAAAACCUCGUCGUGCGAAGGUAAUUGAGUUUUAUAAUUUUACGUAUGCCCUUAUUUUUUUAUUAUUUUUUUUUUCUUAUAAUUUCACAUGCGUUUUUGGUUUAUUUUUAAGUGCGUUGUUCCUGGUUCGCUUUUGAGCAAAAUUUUGAAGACAAUAUGAGUGUUUUAGUUACCGCAAAAACGCUGUUAUACUAUCACAUUUUUAUUUUUUUAUUUUAUUUUCAAACUUUUAUUGUAUUUUUCUUUUUUUUUUUUAUUAUUUUUUUCGGUUGAAAAUUAAUUCAAUUUGGCGUGAUUGAAACAUCAUAAUAACUCGAUUACCAUUUGCUUGAGAUUAUUUUUAAAUGUUUUUGUCUUAUUUUAUCGUGUUAGUUUUAAUUGUUAAUUUUUACCCAGUCAAGUUUUAAGCCUCCUUUUUUUUUCUUCGGGGAAAUUCAUCGUGUCGUUGGAAGUGUGUUUGCAGAUGUGAUAGACCGAUGUUUUUGAUUGAAAAUUUUUUUUUAUCAAUAUUACGUAUUGCGGUGGUUUUUUUCAUCUCAAUUAACCACAUUAAAAAUAUGUAAAAAAUCGACCAACUUUUCGGUUUUAUAAAAAUCGGUAAAAAUUGUUUUCAAAAAAAUCUCAAAGUUUUACUUUUUUCCAAAAGUUAUCUGAAAGUUUCAUUUUUUUGAUAGAAAAUAACUAAAUAGCCCAUUCGCUGAAAUUGUCGAAGUCUCGUUUUUCGCUAAAAAUUAGCUGCUGGCAAAAAUUACCAAAAGAUAAAAACCAAGGUUUUUUGGUCAUUUCUUUAUUCAUGCUUUGUCAUUUUGGAAAUUUGGUUAUUUUUUUUGGGGGGGGGGGGGAUUGAGUAAGAUUCAUAAAAUAUUGCAAAUUAUACAUUCCACGACACGAACCAAUCGACAAGUCUUCCAACAGAAUCAUAUUACCCUAAAUGGCCGGUGAGGGGAGGGGGAGGGGGGAACAGAAACUCAGAAAGACCAUACAUGUAUAAUUAUAAUUAUAUAGGAUGUAGAUGUUCCUGGUAUCGACUUCAACUUUGAGAUACUGUCAGUUCACUUCUGACAGAUGUAUCGAUUGGUAAUUUUGAUAUUGUCUUUGAACAGGGACAGAUACUAAUGUUCAGAGUGAAUCAAAUAGAGCUAUAAAAAAAAAUUCUGCAGUGUAGACUACAUCGCAAUCGAGCCUUUUGUGAAAAAUGACGGGGUAAAAACAAAUUCCACGGUGAAAUUUACUACAUACUUCGAUACCGGUAACGUAAUUAAAUUUAAUGAAGUGCAGUAUGGCUGUGAAAAAAAUUUUCUAGGAUGCCAGGAGAUAUUAUUUUUAAAAGAUUUUUAAACGUACCACUUGUAAUCUCUAUAUGAUUUAUUUUACAUGUUAAGAUAUUUUUAGGUUUGUGAUAUAUUCUAUUUUAUAUAUGCUGUUAAUUUUUAUGUACUUUUUUCCCUUUUUUUAUUUUUAAUUCUAUUAUUUUAAUAAGUAAUGUACGGUUUUGUGACAGUAUUUUUCAUAUUCUUCUUCCUAAAAAAAAAAAAAUUACUGAACAGAAAAAUCAUCGAUGAAACAUAAACUGUGUACUCAGUAUUAUUUGUACGUACAGUGGGGAGCCUAUACAUAUUUUCUUUAUUUAAAUCCCUUUUCUUUUUUCUUGACGUCACAUUUGAUGAUAGGUAUUUUUUUUAAAAUAUUCUUUCUACCCUAAUCUCCUUUUUCCCAUGACUGUAAAAUGAGUUUUGAUUUUUCAUUAUUAAAAUUUUUAGUGCAUAGAUGUUUUACUCAUGAAAAUACUGAAUUUAAUAGAAACAUUUUAAAAUAAAAACCAUAAAAUUUUACAUUAUUAGAGACUUUUGUUACGUAGAGAUACCUAUUUUCCCAUAUUGCUUGUUACAUUUUACAUUAUUAUACCUACCGACGUAUUAAACAUUCCGUUUUUUUUUUUAAUUUUCUGCAUUUAUAUAUGUUUAUUGUUUAUAUGUUAAUUAGAUGUUACGAUUUAUUUGAAUAUGUUAUUCGUUAAUGUAAAGUUAAGUUUACAUAAUUAACUUUUGAAGUUAAUCAGAAUUGUUUUGUUAUCUAGUACAUAUAUUUAAUAUAUCAGCUAAUAUUUUUGA
Molecule: messenger RNA, 6107 nt
Organism: Planococcus citri (citrus mealybug)
Lineage: Eukaryota; Metazoa; Arthropoda; Insecta; Hemiptera; Pseudococcidae
Gene: Mnn1
Product: menin 1
Exons: 5
Coding region: 232-2064 (610 amino acids)
Biological process (GO): regulation of transcription by RNA polymerase II; negative regulation of cell cycle; negative regulation of cell population proliferation
Cellular component (GO): chromatin; histone methyltransferase complex; nucleus
Molecular function (GO): transcription cis-regulatory region binding; chromatin binding; Y-form DNA binding
Source: RefSeq, a predicted model, not a curated record